Molecule: messenger RNA, 759 nt
Organism: Ylistrum balloti
Lineage: Eukaryota; Metazoa; Mollusca; Bivalvia; Pectinida; Pectinidae
Product: C-signal-like
Exons: 5
Coding region: 1-759 (252 amino acids)
Source: RefSeq, a predicted model, not a curated record
AUGAAUGCUCCUCCUCAGACGGUACUCAUUACUGGUUGUAAUAGGGGACUUGGUCUCGAGUUUGUCCGACAACUCGCUACUCUAGCCUCCUCGCCAUCUUGCAUCAUAGCAACUUGCAGGAAACCAGACAAUGCUGUGGCGCUAAGAAAAAUAUCAAACAAAUAUCCGUUUGUGCAUAUUUUACAGCUUGAGGUAACAGACCGCGAAAACAUCAAGAAGUUAAAAGAACAAGUGAGAGAUAUUCUACAGGGCCGUGGGCUGAACCUGCUCAUCAAUAAUGCAGGGGUGGGGCCUGGUGGUGAUCUCUAUGACGUCACUGAGGAAAUAAUGAUGAACACUUUUAAGAUAAAUGUCGUAGCCCCGUUGCUCAUCACACAAGCAUUUCUACCGUUCUUAAAAACAGCUGCAAAGACAACAGAAGGUAUCGGAUUAUCCUGGCGAAAGGCCGCAGUUGUGAAUAUCUCAAGUCGUCUAGCUUCCAUAGAAACCAACGAUGAAUUCUUGGUGGGCCGUUAUUCAUAUAAGACGUCAAAGGCCGCACUAAACAUGGUAUCGAAAAACCUAGGGGUAGAUCUCCGUGAGGACUGUAUACUGGCUUUAAGUCUGUCACCGGGUUCUGUUCGUACUGACAUGGGUGUGCCAUCAGCACCUUUACUUCCUCAUCAGAGUGUGGAGAUGAUGUUACAGGUCAUGGCUGGACUAAACGAGGACGACAGUGGCGCAUUUCUUAACUUCACAGGAGAACUCAUUCCUUGGUAG